AUGCUUCUUGCCGCGCUGAAAGCAGCGGGUCCUGCCGUCCGGCCUGCUUUGCGUCCUGCUACCGCUUUUCGCUCACUCUCUACUACGCUCCGCGUCGCAUCCGGUCAUGGUCCCAAAGCUCCUUCCCUGUUUGGACCCGGAGGAAAGGUUGGCGAAGUGCCAACCGACUUGGAGCAAGCAACCGGUCUUGAGCGAUUCGAGCUCCUAGGAGAAAUGGAGGGUAUAGAUGUCUUCGACGAAACUCCGCUCGACUCUAGCCGCGUUGGAACGAAAAAAAACCCCAUCAUGGUUCUGUCUAAUGACCCAUUGCGUGUAAUUGGAUGCACCGGAAGUCCUGCCGACUCUCAUGAUAUCAUUUGGCUCAACUUGACCAAAGAGAGACAGCGUUUCUGCACGGAAUGCGGUUCAGUCUAUCAAUUAGACUACCAGGGCGAGGAGGAGGAAGCACACCACCACUAA
Mycena indigotica is the source of this 459-nucleotide messenger RNA. RefSeq lists its product as uncharacterized. The record is from RefSeq and is a predicted model, not a curated record. The transcript is spliced from 3 exons. NCBI's taxonomy places the organism in Eukaryota, Fungi, Basidiomycota, Agaricomycetes, Agaricales, Mycenaceae. Gene Ontology annotation, biological process: mitochondrial electron transport, cytochrome c to oxygen. Bases 1 to 459 code for a protein of 152 amino acids. Gene Ontology annotation, cellular component: mitochondrial envelope.